Vicia villosa (hairy vetch) is the source of this 1748-nucleotide messenger RNA. RefSeq names its product cinnamoyl-CoA reductase CAD2-like. The coding region runs from base 310 to 1281 and encodes 323 amino acids. Lineage: Eukaryota; Viridiplantae; Streptophyta; Magnoliopsida; Fabales; Fabaceae. The transcript has 7 exons. Gene Ontology annotation, molecular function: oxidoreductase activity, acting on the CH-OH group of donors, NAD or NADP as acceptor. The record is from RefSeq and is a predicted model, not a curated record.
UAGUGUUUAAAUGGUGAGUAUAGCAAAUUAGUUUCCGCGGUGGUAGUUAAGCGGCAUUUUCAUCUCCUUGCUCAACACUCAACGACGACACCAACAACGUCUCCACCUAAGGUACCGAUUUUCUUAUUUCUUUUCAAGUGACUAACUCUGUGGUGGUGGUGCCGUCGCACCGUUUUUCUUUCCUUUUUUAUCUGCGGCUCAGUCUCAGACGCACACCAAAGUUUCCGUCAUCCACCGUUGCUCUCACAAGUCACGGUCUCUUAGUCAAGGGAAGUCCAAAACUUGUGAAAGAAAAAGAGAAAGAGGACAAUGAGUGGAGAAGGAAAGGUGGUUUGUGUGACAGGUGCUUCUGGUUAUAUCGCUUCAUGGAUUGUCAAAUUCCUUCUUCAACGUGGUUACACCGUCAAAGCCACUGUUCGUGACUUGGGUAAUCCUAAAAAGGUUGACCACUUGAUUAAACUUGAUGGUGCAAAGGAGAGGUUGCAACUUUUUAAGGCAGAUCUUUUGGACGAAGGUUCCUUUGACUCUGUUGUUGAGGGAUGUGAUGGUGUAUUUCAUACUGCUUCUCCUGUUCGUUUUGUCGUAGACGACCCUCAGGUUGAGUUGAUUGAUCCGGCAGUGAAGGGAACUCUUAAUGUUCUUAAAUCAUGUGCAAAAUCACCAUCUGUGAAACGAGUUGUCUUUACUUCUUCUAAUGCUGCAGUUGCAUAUAACACAAGGCCGAAGAAUCCCGGAGUCAUAGUUGAUGAGACAUGGUUUUCAGAUCCAGAUUUCUGUAGGGAAUCACAGUUAUGGUACAUACUCUCAAAGGCUUUGGCUGAGGCUGCUGCGUGGGAAUUUGUAAAUGAAAACAAGAUUGACAUGGUUGUUAUUAAUCCAACAAUGGUUGUAGGUCCUCUCUUACAACCCGAGGUUAACGAAAGUGUUCAACCAAUUUUAAACCUAAUAAAUGGUAUACCUUUUCCGAAUAGUGCUAUUGGAUGGGUGAAUGUGAAAGAUGUUGCGAACGCCCAUAUUCACGCAUACGAGAUUGCUUCAGCUAGUGGAAGAUAUUGUUUGGCUGAGAGAGUGGUACACUAUUCAGAACUUGCUAAGAUUUUACAUGGUCUAUACCCAACAUUACAAAUUUCUGACAAGUGUGAGGAUGAAGAGCCAUAUAAGACAACAUUUCAGAUUUCCAAGGAAAAAGCUAAAAGCUUGGAAAUCGAGUUUACUCCUUUGGAAGUCAGCCUCAAGGAGACUGUGGAAAGUUUCAGGGAGAAAAAGAUUGUCGACUUUUAAUCAGCCUCAACAUCCCACAUAAUCAAUGAAGACAUGAAAAAAUGUUGGUGUCAUUUGAUCUAUGAUGUGGAAGUGAAUCUCAUCUAGCAGAAUAACACUUAAGAUUGUUGUUGCUGAAUAGAAGUUUGUUGUUGUUGGAUACAAGUUGACAACUUCAAUCUUAUGUUUACUUUGUUAUUAUAAAUUAUCUUGUUGAGAAGGAAUUGCUAUUGUAAAAUAAGGCGUGUAAAUUGAUAAUAAUGCAAGUGUGAGUAAAUGGAGAAAUAGUCCCACAUUGGAUAGUAAUGUGGAGACUUGAACAUUUAUAAGUGGGAGAACUCACUCACCUAUCACCUUAAGGUUUUAAGUGGAUAAGUGGUGUGUCUCUCAAAGAAGUUUUUUACUAGGGGUGUAAUCGGAUUCGGUUUUUAGUCAAAAAAAGGUCCGAACCGAUGAUAUAUCCAUUGGUUUGGUUUGAUUUUUAACAA